Metarhizium brunneum ARSEF 3297 is the source of this 735-nucleotide messenger RNA. Its product is annotated as J domain-containing protein 1. Lineage: Eukaryota; Fungi; Ascomycota; Sordariomycetes; Hypocreales; Clavicipitaceae. The record is from RefSeq and is a predicted model, not a curated record.
AUGUUCACCGCCAGGACAUUCCACAGAGCCUCGCACAUAUACCAUGGCUCGAGGAGCUCCAACACCAGACGACGACAUUCGCUGUCCUCCCUACGGCAGCCAGGGCUGCCCGAGUGGCCGGCCAGCUCUGCUCCUACACCCCAUGAGAUCCUGGGGGUUGCUCCUGGCGCCCCGUACUCCAAGGACAGGUUCAACCAGCUUGUGAAGAUGUACCACCCCGACAUGUCGGGUGCGGACGCGCGAGUCCGUCAUCUCCCGCAGUCGGUUCGCCUGGAGCGAUACCGGCUCAUCGUCGCAGCGCACAAUCUGCUCAGCGAUCCGUCCUACCGGCGGUUAUACGAGUCGCACCGUCAGGGCUGGGUGUAUCCUGGGCCGUUCACUGGCCGCCAAGGCGACAAUCGCCACGGUUUUUCUUCAAAAGACGGCACCGCGCAGAGCUCGCCGAGUCCGAUGCGUCAACGGCCCAUAUAUGCUUCGAAUGCGACCGUGGCGAUACUCCUGGUUGCGUUCGGCAUGUUGGGGGCGGCCCUGCAGUUCAAACGACUGGCUGCAAGUAGACGCGACAUCAGGAGGCUUGAGCUGGUGCUGCAGGAGGCCAUUCAGGAGGAAAUUCAGGCCUGGGCAUCGGUAUUGCAGGGACAGACAAAGGACGACCGUAUUCUUGCGUUUCUGGCCAGACGGCAUGGCGUGCCUCAUCAGCUGCAGAGCUGGGCGGCAUCUCAUGGGAAGCAGUAA